AUGGACCGUCAGGAAUCUGUUAGUAUUUUGGACAUAAUUCUCUCAUACGAAUUUAUUUUGGGGCGAUUCAAGUGCCCACGCGAUCGCGACUCGGAGCUAUACGAUUCAAAGCCAAUAUUAUUCAAUGACACUAUCCGAGCCAACAUAGCCUAUGCAAAGCAAGGAAAUGCAACUGAAAAAGAGAUCAUUGAAGUUGCGACAUCAGCAAAUGCGCAAAACUUCAUCUCGGGACUACCACAAGGCUAUAACCACUUGAUGGGAGAAAGAGGGGUGCAGUUGUCAGGCGGACAAAAGCAAAGAAUAGCCAUUGCAAGAGCCAUAAUCAAGAAUCCUAAAAUUCUGCUUCUUGAUGAAGCCACAAGUGCACUUGAUGCUGAGUCUGAACGAAUCGUGCAAGAUGCUUUGGACGUUGUGAUGAUUGAUCGAACAAAGGUGAUCAUUGCUCAUCGUUUAGCCACCAUUAAGCGUGCUGAUACCAUAGCCUUACUGAAAAAUGGGGUGAUUGCUGAAAAGGGAACACAUGAUCAGCUCAUGGGAAUAACUCAUGGACUUUAUGCUUCAUUUGUUGCUAGUAUGCUGCUUCCACCUUAUAGAGCUAGGAUUUACUUUUCCAUAUUAUCAUAAUAUAAAUUCUUGCUAAUUUUUUGAAUAACUCUUACUAAGCAUGAUUGUAUAUGAAAUCUCAAAAGAUAAGGCAACAUGAUGAUUGUGAGUUGUGACCAAAUGUGUACAACUGGGUGUUCGGGUGUGUUUCGGGU
This is a messenger RNA of Amaranthus tricolor (Joseph's coat), 758 nucleotides long. RefSeq names its product ABC transporter B family member 9-like. The transcript has 3 exons. The coding region runs from base 1 to 624 and encodes 207 amino acids. The record is from RefSeq and is a predicted model, not a curated record. NCBI's taxonomy places the organism in Eukaryota, Viridiplantae, Streptophyta, Magnoliopsida, Caryophyllales, Amaranthaceae. Gene Ontology annotation, molecular function: ATP hydrolysis activity; ATPase-coupled transmembrane transporter activity; ATP binding.